Molecule: messenger RNA, 2569 nt
Organism: Brassica napus (rape)
Lineage: Eukaryota; Viridiplantae; Streptophyta; Magnoliopsida; Brassicales; Brassicaceae
Product: protein MIZU-KUSSEI 1-like
Exons: 1
Coding region: 936-1673 (245 amino acids)
Biological process (GO): hydrotropism
Source: RefSeq, a predicted model, not a curated record
AAAUACAAAUAAUACUAUAUAUAUAUAUAUAUAUGUUUAGUUACAAAUUUGAACUAAUUAAUAAUAAUAAUUGAAUUGUAUCAAUAAAUGAAACAUAAUAAAAUAUGAAUAUUUAACAUUUGGUGUAACACUAUUCACUCUACUGUAUCAUUUUUGGUGUCCCAUUGAUUAAUCAUAUCAAAUUUGGUGUUUUGGUGUUCUAUCGGAGUUGGCCUAAGCUAAACGUACUUAAUCAUGUCUCAUCAUUAUUGUUGAUGUGAGAUUCAUAAACUCGUGUUGCCACAAAAUUGGAAAUGCAUUAAUUAAUAUAUAAAUUAAUCUUUUAAAUACAUUUUUUUAAAAAAAAUCAAUCUUUUAUAAGGUUUUCUAUAGAUAUAUUAAAUUGGUGAAGUUUUAUCCUGGAACUCAAUUGAUAAAGAUAUGAUUACCUCGUUAAUACGUGUAUACAUGAUAUUUUGAAGAAAAAUUCCUCCCAAAAAGUGAAUAUAUAGGAAUGAUAAUAAAUCCUGCAAAAAGAUGUCAAACAAUUAUAAAGGUCGACCUAAUUAUUUGACAUCUUUUGUAACUUUAUUUGCAAUUAUCAAUAUACAUAAUGGUACGUACUAGAUAGUAGUUCCACCUAUUCCGAAAGAAUCUUUUGGGUGAAUGACAAAAACCCAACACGAAUAACACUUUACAAACCGAAGCUCAAAAAUUGUCUCUCAUAAUCCAAACAUUAGUAUACUUUUCAAGAACAUAAAACCAAAAUAGAAUUUUAAAAUAAUUAAAAUAUUACUAUAAUGGAAUAUCAAAAAGGUCUUCGUACAUAAAUCUCCCCCUCUGUCUCCCCUAUUUAAAACCCAAUUCUUCAACACCAAACCCUCAAGCUGCUUCUCAUUCUUCAAUAUUUUUUCCAUUUUUUGGAUUUUUUUUUUUGCUUUCUCAAAGCAUUAAAAAUGUCAAAGACCAAAUCCAUAGCGUCAAUGGAGUUUCAAUCGCCGGUGGUAACCACGGUAGACUGCCAGAACCAAGUCCAAUCAUGGCGUCUCCUCCGUUCAAUCAUUAAGCUUCUCAUCCCAACUUGCAACUCCACAUUAGUCCAAGAACUAGAAAAAGAAAACCCUAACUUGAGAAGCAAGAAUUUCUACAACGACAUCAAAUCACGCACUUCCUCUUUCCGUUCCUCUUCUUCCCUUUCUUCAUCCACGGUCACAGGAACCAUCUUCGGAUACCGUAAGGGGAAAAUCAAUUUCUGUAUCCAAACACCACGAAAAUCGACAAACCCCGAGCUUCUUCUCGAGCUAGCCGUUCCAACAACGGUCUUAGCUCGAGAAAUGAGAGGAGGAGAGUUACGUAUAGUCUUGGAAAGGAACAACCAAGAAGAAGAGGGUGACUCUGUUUCGUCGAGGCCGUUUUGGAACAUGUAUUGUAAUGGAAAGAGAGUUGGGUACGCAAGAAAACGCAGUCCGUCAAAGGAUGACAUGGCGGCGUUAACCGCUUUGAGUAAGGUUGUUGUCGGAGCUGGACUUGUGACUGGGAAAGAACUUGGCCGGUUCGAUGAUGAGUUGAUGUAUUUGAGAGCUAGUUUCAGAAGAGUUUGUGGUUCGAAGGAAUCUGAAUCUUUCCAUCUGAUUGAUCCAGCUGGGAAUAUUGGACAAGAACUCAGUAUCUUUUUCGUCCCAUCAUCGGUUUGAUUCAGUUAUGCCGGUGAUGAUGAUCGUACAGUACAUAACGGUUCUGUUUUUUCUUUAAAAGUCUCUUUCCUUUUUUUGUUCUCUGGUCGAGAGAAAUGAACUUGUUUUUGAGUCGAGCUUAAAGUUUUUGUGCUUUAGUUCUGGCUUUGUAUGUAAUCAACAUACCACAGUUCGAAUUCUCAUAUUGUUUACCUUGUUGCAAGAUUAUUUCUUUAUUACAUAAAUAUUGGUCGUUACCUCAAAAAUAAAUAAUUAAAGACAAAUGAGAAUACGUCGGCAAAAAGAUUGAUACAUCAUGACAGAUUAUUUUAUUAUAAACUAAAUUUCUAUAAGAACAUAUGGCAUUUGUUAAAAUUCUUAGGAACGAUAAAUACUUAAAACUAUAAGAAAUUCUCAACUAUUUUUUUUUUGCAAAAUCUUAUUGAAUUCUAGUUCUGACUUUAUUGAACAAGUUUUAUACCAACUCUUUUGUUGAUAUAAGAUAUUUCUGAUAAAAACAUAUUAUACUAUUUAAUAUUAUUUCAUUUUGAUGAAAGUUAUGGAAGUCCAAAAGAAAAAUCGGAUCGCAUAGUUUAGGGACCAAAAACGUAACUAAAGAACAAACUAAUUGCUUAGAGUAUGAGACACAUGUUGACUCUCAUCGGAAUCAAAUAACGUCUAUACUUUUCCACGAGCGAAGCUGUUAGGAGAUGCGACUAAUGAAUGGAACCUUACCAGAGAUUGAUUAAACCAUAGCCAUUAAGACCAACAUAAUUAGUUAUUAGUAAUCAAUUUCAUCGUUCUAACUCCAAGAUCCCUUAGAAUCUGCAUCAAGCAACAUUUCCAAUCUCUGAUUUUCAAUCUCUGCAGAUAUAAGGAACUUAAGAACAUAUUAGUUAGUGCAACUGCACAAAAGA